UCGUGCUCAUCGGGGACUCCGGGGUGGGGAAGAGCAACCUGCUCUCACGCUUCACCCGCAACGAGUUCAACCUGGAGAGCAAGAGCACCAUCGGCGUGGAGUUCGCCACCACGAGGGCCAUCACCUCGGCGUACUACCGGGGGGCGGUGGGAGCUCUGCUCGUCUACGACAUCGCCAAGUACCUGACGUACGAGAACGCCGAGCGCUGGCUGAAGGAGCUGCAGGACCACGCCGAUGCCAACAUCGUCAUCAUGCUGGUGGGCAACAAGAGCGACCUGCGGCACCUGCGGGCAGUGCCCACCGACGAGGCCCGGGGCGUUGCAGAGAAGAACGGGCUGUCCUUCCUUGAGACCUCUGCUCUGGACUCCACCAACGUGGAGACAGCUUUCCACAACAUCCUCUCGGAGAUCUACCGCAUCGUGUCCCAGAGGCAGAUGACGGGGCAGCCCGAGGCGGAGUUCGGCCCCACCACGGCCAUCGAGCCCAUCCGGGUGCUGCCCACGCAGCAGGAGAGCAGGCAGGCACCCUGCUGCCAGAACAUCUGA
Merops nubicus (carmine bee-eater) is the source of this 545-nucleotide messenger RNA. Its product is annotated as ras-related protein Rab-11A-like. The record is from RefSeq and is a predicted model, not a curated record. Gene Ontology annotation, cellular component: endosome. NCBI's taxonomy places the organism in Eukaryota, Metazoa, Chordata, Aves, Coraciiformes, Meropidae. The annotation marks the transcript as partial. The transcript is spliced from 6 exons. Gene Ontology annotation, molecular function: GTPase activity; GTP binding.